AGGCCUUCCCUGGUUCACUUGUAAGCAGAGCUGUGAUAGAAAUUGCUCACCCGCUCAGCGGUGGAAGAAAUCAGGCGGUUACCAGCGAGCUGCCAUGGAUCAAGGACAGCUAAGGCCCUCAAAAGCUUGGCAAGUGGCCUAGGUCUUGCUCAGUCUCUGAGAGGUCUUAGUGAGGAUGUUAGCCCAAUGAAGAUGGUCAACCUUUUUCCCUCGGGUAAUUGCUGCCUGCAUGGCGGACAGAAAUUCAACAGCAAGCCGUGCUUCUUAAGGCUCUAAGGAAAGCUGCAUUAUCACUAGAGGCCGUAGAAAGGCAAUGCUAGAAUGGGGUAUUAGAAAUGCUCUGUGACGUUUCAGCAAGAGAAUCAGCCUGAUUUACGUUAUCUGGAAUCCUUCGUUGUCUACAACUGCAUGCAUGCAUACGCAGAUAGAUAUUUACGUAUGCAUGUAGAUCUUGGGAACUGAUGCUGCUUUUCUCAACUGCCAGGUGGAGCAGCUCCAAUGAACUCCUGUGAGGCUCCCAUAAACUUUCUGGAAGAGGGUGGUCUGGCUGAACAGUUUCUUCACAUUGAGCGAGAGCAGGUAGUCCGCCUGAAUUCACUCAGCUUCCUUGAGCCUGUCCAGUAUGUUUAUAAUCCUUUGGAUUACGCGUGGGAGCUCCACCAGGACUAUGUGCGUAAAUAUUGUUGCUCUCGGAAGGAGGUGCUCUUUCUUGGGAUGAACCCGGGGCCUUUUGGCAUGGCCCAGACUGGGGUGCCCUUUGGAGCAGUGCAGCUUGUUCGAGACUGGCUGCAGGUAAGUGGACAGGUGUCUCGACCAGCAUGUGAACACCCUAAGAGGCCCAUCCAUGGCUUGGAGUGCCCCCGAAUGGAGGUGAGUGGAGCCCGCUUCUGGGGCUUCUUCCGCUCUGUGUGCACCAGGCCUGAAAAAUUCUUCCAGCACUGCUUUGUACACAAUCAUUGCCCACUGCUCUUUGUCAGUCAAAGUGGGCGCAAUCUGACACCGGCUGACCUGCCAGCGGUUCAGCGGGAACAGCUUCUGCAAAUUUGUGAUGAUGCCCUGUGUGAAGCUGUGAAAUUAUUGGGUGUUGCAACAGUUGUUGGGGUUGGACGCUUUGCUGAACAGCGUGCCCACAAGGCUCUGUCAGUGGCUGGUAUCUCAGUACGAGUAGAGGGAGUAAUGCACCCAUCACCUCGCAAUCCCAAGGCUAACAAAGGCUGGGAUGCCAUCAUCAGAGCAAAACUGGAAGAACUGGGCUUGAUGGCUCUCAUCACAGACUAAUUGAAAACUCCAGGUUGGAGAAAGCAAAGAACUCUUGCUUUGGUUCUCAUGACUUCUAGAUAACGUUGGAAGCAUUAAUUCUUCUACAGUAUUCAUUGACUUGGAUUAAGAAUCUUUUAGCCUUAUGUUAACACAACCUCGGUUUUUCACUUCACUACUCUUAUUUUCCCUCCUGAGGUUAAUUCAUAGUUCAGCUCUCCAGAUGUUUAUGAAGUGCAAGGCCAGAAUAUAUUGUCUUUGGUGUUAACACUUACUUAGGCAGCUGUAUUCAGUUGGAUAUCAAUGUCUUCUUUAUGGUACACUUCACAGUAGAUAUUCACAUUGCACCUUUGUGCAACAAUAUUCUAACUGAGAUUUUGCCUAAAUAUUUGCCCUUUUGGGGGUGACAUGGAUCCUUAACACUGCUUAUGCUGAUGGACUACCGACUGAGUUAUCCCAGUAUUGUCUACUCCAUCUGAAGCUCUUUAAAGCUUAGAUGCGCUCAGUUUUCUAUAUGCAAAGCAGACGCUCUGUCUCGAAGCCACGGUUGUUCUGAAUCAAGAGGGUGGUGCGCAUCAAGGCAACAGUGUGGGAACUGUCUCCUCAUACCUACUUUUAAUGCUGCUGUAAUUCACAUAAGCAUAUCAGAAGAACUAAGCUGGGUCCUAGAACACUAGAAAACUUAUAACUAGAAGUAGGAAAAAUGGGAUCUGCAGUUCUGUAUGUUUCUGCACUACUGCGUUCUUUGAUAUGAGUAGUUCACAUCUCAUUCCCUUCUGCUUCUUGAUCUUUGGGAAAGGAACAAAUGAACAAAGAAGGGGAAAUGGUAGGGAAGGAUGCUCCCCUCUCUCUCUUCAGUUCUUGGUUUGGUUUGGUGUUUGUUUGUUUUUUAAUUAAAAUUGCAGCUAGCUACUCUCAGCCAACUGCUGAAUAGGAAGCAGCAACAUUUCUCAAAAGAUCUGUUCAGAAAUUUGAAGGAACAAUGCAGGUAUAUUCGACUUAGACCAGAUUACCCUGCAGUCAUCUCAACUGCCCUGGCUAUGUCCUGGAAAAUAAAUUUGUAGGAACACCCCUUUACUGUUGCUGUAUUAAAUAGGCUUGGAUUAAACACUGUCUGGAUGUGGCUACUGUGCUUCUGGGUGCAGCCCCAUCACUAAAGACCAACGAAAUGGGUGUGUUGAGAAUGUGAGUGGAAUUUGAUCUUUACAGACUUGAACAUGGUUCAGAAGCAAUCCAACUCUGCUAUCCAGCCUAUAUUUCUUGUACUAUUCCCUUGUGUCAAGACUGACUCCUGGAUUUUUUGGCAAUAAUGCAGAAGUGGUUUGUCUUUCCUUUCUUCCAGGAUUAAAAAAAAAUGCUAGUCUACUUUACCUCCUUCAAAUUUCGUGAUGGUCUCUUAACCAACUACUAACCUGGUUCAAUCCUAUUUAAUUUUUUUUUUAAAAUCAGCCAGGGUUGCUAGGUAUUGCUACUUGCUGUGACUUUAGGAGUUUGUUAUUUAAAAGCUGGACAUACUGUGCAAUACUGCAACCCAUCUAUGGCUUUGGGGAGCCAUAUUAAUAGAUUAGCAAUGCAUUAUUUUAUUUUAUGCCAGUCUGGAAUAUUUAAAAUGAUGGUGCAUUAUUUCUGAGCCCUUUCCCUUUGAUAACCUCCAAGCCAAAAAUAAGAUGAUAGUGCUCUCACAUAGCCAAUAGGGUGGGCUACAAUAUUUGUAAUUUUACUGAUUUGAGAAAUUAGUGAUGGAGCAGAUGCAUUGGGAGUGAAAGGACCCCAAUUUCAUUUGGGGCAUGUCCAGGGAGAAGAACGUUAGGCCAGACUAGAUGUACUAGCAGCAGGGCCACCUACUCAAAAUCUGGAUCACAUUUAAAGUAGAUUAGGAAGAGGUUAUUCCUAAUUGAAAAAGGAAUGCUGGUGGGAUGAAAUAAUGUAUCACCCAUGCCUCAAAUGAACACAAAUACUCAGAGUGAACUCAGUUGGGACAAAAAAUAUUGGAGAAGCUGUGGAACCUUUUGCUUCCUUUACCUGUGCAGUUAUUAUCCUCUAUAUACUGUAACAGAAUCUUGUGCUACAUUAGGAGGGCAACCUAGGUUUAAAUAAAGAUCUGUUGUCACUGUAUUUAUUUGAUCUUAGGCUAUGGGGAAAGGAAAGGACAUUGCUUUCAUUGAGAUGUUGCAAACUGCUUCCAUCUGGACUAGAUUAAUAAAAUAGCAUAUUUUAUCUGUCUGAAUAUACACCUCCUCUUCAGUUGAAGCUACUGAAUUCCAACUGGGCAUUUAUUUUGGCUUAUGCAUUUGUUCACUCCUACCUGUGGUCCUUCAGAUCUUGUUGAACAUUGACUCAACAACCUUUAAUCAGCAUAGUCCAACAAGAUUUUGGAAAGGCCACAGUUUCCCCAUCCCUGCUCUAACUAAUAAUAACCCUGAUUCUAAACAUGCAUAACACAGAGUUUUGGGGUCUUCCAAUUUGUAUCUAUAGCUAAUCAGUAUGGCUUCUCUUCUAGGAAUAAGAAUCAUAACCAGAUCGUAAUUUUAAGAGAGUUUCUUUUGAAAGCAGCAUCUGGAAUGUGCUUUUGUAGGACUGCUGGGAUUUGUUCACUUUUUUCAAUCCAGAUUCCUUCUGGCACAUUCCUAUGACAAAGAAUAUUGGCGGGUUACUUUUGUGAGAAAUAAUCUGCAUUCUGUAUACUUACUGUGAUGGAAAAAUGUCAAAUAAGAUGCUUCUUUGGAACACUAAAUGAUGUUUGUUCUUCCUAACUAUGUUGCAAAUGAUCACUCACUCAAAAAGAAAAAUUACACUCCUUCUUUAAUGUUUAUAGGAAUGUGUCAUGGUUAUUUAAUAACGCACCCAUUUCAUUUCUAUCACUGAUGUAACAAGCUAAGAGUCUCACUUUGGGGUGGGGUGAGUGGUUGACAUCUGGGCAUUGUUACUGGGGUGGACUACUCUGGCCUCAACUCUUUGCUUCUGACCUUGGCUGACGUAGCCCUCACACCUAGUACCCAAAGACUCUGUACCUUUUUGUUGGGAAACAAACUCCAAGGAACAAGGAAAGUGUUAACUGGUCUGUCAGCAAGAUGGUGAUCCUUGGUGUUGUAGUAGAGAGAAAAAAACACCUCACUGAGCCCACCUGAUCAAAUGCUGCUGUCUCCAUUGUGGAAGAGGGCCAGUUAAGAGCCGUGAAAAAGAGAUGCUGGCAAUGCCGGUAUAGCACUGAAGCUUGAGGAUAGGUGGUUUUUCCACUGGCGUGAAUCCUCAUUUCACCCCACCUCCUCCGUCGGUCUUUCCCCACUGUCCAGAGCUGCUUAGCUGCUAUUGUACCACCUGAUCUUUGCGCUGUUUUCUUUUAUAAAUCAGGAGGGUUGCUUUUUUUGCAGAUCACUUUUUUAAUGGCUGAUUUCUUUUUCCUGCAGAAGGUAAAAAUUCAGCACUAAUUAAUGUGGGCGGAGGGUAGGGGAAGGCUGAGUGCUAUUUGGGUGCUGAUUUUGUGCUUCCCAUUUGUCAUCUGAAGGGACAGUCAUAGGAUAAGCACGUAUCUGUUGGAAAUGAUUCUGAGAGACCAGGGCCUGAAAACAGUGGUUGUAAGGGAGCAUCCAUCGUUGCUUAUGACUGUGUCCCUAGGACAAGGCCUUGUUUCUGCCUGCUUUGGUGGAGCCAGGUGAGGAUGGAUGUUACAUAGCACUUUGAAGGCAGGCACCCAUGUUUUCCAAGAAGUCUUUCUGCUACACAGAAGGGGGAUUUAAUUGUUUCCUCCUCCACAUCCAGGGCUAAGUGUUUCCAGAUAUUCUGAGCACCUAAAGAGGAUGUGUCAGAGUAGUGCAUUCUUAGAGUCAGCAGCAUAUAUAUCUAUAUCUAUAUCUAUCUAUUUAUCCAGAGUCCAAGAUGGAGCUUGGCAUUCCAGAGGACCCUAAGAGGCCUAGAGCAAUGGGUCAAUUUAGCCAGUAACUCAUGGCUUCCAUGUUUAGGUCAAGAUUCUGCUCUGCUAUUGCUUGGCAACUGUGAUGAUCUCAUGCCAUCCUCUUUCUGUGUUUCCUAUAAAUAGUCAUGCUGAGGUGGUCUUGCAUCUGUUACAGAUUUUCAGCUGUGAUCAGCAGGAAGCAAGCUUGUGCAACCCAUAGCUGCCAUCCGUGACCCACGUGUUAUCCUUUUAGCCACCUAUCAGGUUGGAAAAUGCAGAGUUAGAACAGCUUUAACCAAUCCAGCUGUGCCAUCUUUGCCUUCUAGUGUGUAUUUCUUGACAUGGCAUAAACCUUGCAUUUGUAGCAUAAAACUUGUGUUCAACAUUGUUACGAGCCAACUCUUAGGGCAGCACUUCAUCUGUGCAAAUAUAGCCAGACAAGGCAGUUGGACAGGCUGAAAAUAAGGGUGUGGUGUAGGAGACCAUAUUCUUCUGCACCAUCAGUUUCCAGGCGGGCAAGAAAAGAUUCCCUUUCUGAAAAAGAAAAAUGCUAGCUCUGCCUCAUUUUCCUAUAGGACAGAAAGAAUUCUGCACAUGCUUAGAGGUACUCAGCCACAGGAGCUGGAAUUUAGAUAAACAAAUAGCCACCACUGAAGCAGGAAGAAUAAACGUUCUUUACAGAUAGUUUGCAGGUAUGCCUACUUGAAUCCAGGUCAACUACUGCAUCUGUCCAACAGGUGGGUUGGCUUUGAGCUGUAAAUUCCUUUCUGUUGUGUGUCGGUUUUCUUUUAAAAGAAAGCUGGGAAAGCUCUUCAUGACUUCCCUCCCCAUGUUAAUGUAAAAAGCAGUAAAAGAUUGUGGUUUAGUACUUGCUGUUGUCUCAGUGCUUAUAUACCUUGGUGACAUAAAGAGGUGUCAGAGAGCUCUCCUGGCUCUCUCUGGCUUUGAAGUUGCUGCCACCAGACAUGCAUCAGAUCUCCUACGCCAUCUUUUAAUUGAGAGAUAUAAACAUCUCAUGAGUUUAAUCCUUUACCUUUAGAUGUAAAGGCUGUUGCUAGCCCAGUGCUGAGAGCUCCCUUGCUGGUCUAAGUGCCGUCAGAGUUGGUGAUGGAUCACCAGAGCAGAGUAGACAAAAGAAGUCUGGGCUUCCUUGUAACUCAAUCCACAGCUCCAACAGCAGCUGUUGUUACCAUCUCUUAUUAGCUUGCUACACUUCAGGAGGCCUGGGGAGACCACAUUGCCUUUACGCUUGUAGGGAAAGAUGAGUUUCAUGGGAAAAGAUCCUCCGCAGAAGAACUGUAGGCAUCUGUGAUGGGGAGCAAGUGCUGAGACAUGUUGGGAUACAAACUCCACCUGUUACGUACUUUUGUGAACGUUGCAACACCGGUAUGAAAGAAUUAGUGUGAUGUCCCAAUGCAUGUUUUGUCAUUUUGACAUCAUAUUUAGGAAUGGGCACCUGUGAACAAAACUCAUCUUCUUGCAGUUUGUCAGAGUGGCACCAAGAAUGCAGUUUUAAUUUAUCACUCAGAACUUUUGUGAUGGAUUCCUCUGAAUCUAAGCUUUUAUACAAUAACAAGAGCAAGUUUAUAGUCUUCAUUGUUGGAGGGGGGAACCCCACCCUGAAAACUGUGGAGAACCCUCCAUGAAUAUAGGGAAUUUGUUGUUAAGAAUCUCCCACCCAGUUUUAUGCACAUAACGAUUUCCUAGUACUUGUAUGUUAAAAUAAAUGUUAGUUAGCGGGAGACGUACAUGUAAAGACUUAGAUCAUUUAUAUAGCUUACUUUUUGACAGAAUGGAUUGUCCAGCAUCAGAGCUGCAUCCCUCUUUCUUGUUGCUAAAUUCAUUAGGGAAAAAAGGUAUUUAAUGCACUUUCACAUGGCUUUAGCACUGCUUGUAGGUUGGUUCAGUGCUCCUGUGAUCCACAUCUCCACUGAUUUCCUUCUGGCACAAGUGGGAUGCUGUAGAAAUGACAAGAAGCUCAGUUUCAAUCUGCAAUGGUACUUCCACAGCAUAGGGCUUAGGAGUUGAGCAUUUCCCCACUGGUAGGAAUUCAUGGGCUCCCCCUCCAUCCUGGCUAAAAUUCACCAGUCUUUUGAGCCCUGGUGUCGCAUUAGGUAUGGAGAUUUUGUCAGUCCCUGCUCCCCAACAUUUUACUAGACUGUAUUCUGUAGCAUCAACUGUGAUGCUUUUGGAAAUGUUCAAGCAGCAGACAAAAAUUCAAGCAGUAAACAACAGCCUCA
Python bivittatus (Burmese python) is the source of this 7389-nucleotide messenger RNA. It is a transcript of the gene SMUG1, whose product is annotated as single-strand-selective monofunctional uracil-DNA glycosylase 1. Lineage: Eukaryota; Metazoa; Chordata; Lepidosauria; Squamata; Pythonidae. The record is from RefSeq and is a predicted model, not a curated record. Gene Ontology annotation, biological process: base-excision repair. Gene Ontology annotation, molecular function: single-strand selective uracil DNA N-glycosylase activity; oxidized pyrimidine nucleobase lesion DNA N-glycosylase activity.